This is a messenger RNA of Amaranthus tricolor (Joseph's coat), 672 nucleotides long. RefSeq lists its product as uncharacterized. Lineage: Eukaryota; Viridiplantae; Streptophyta; Magnoliopsida; Caryophyllales; Amaranthaceae. The transcript has 2 exons. The coding region runs from base 1 to 672 and encodes 223 amino acids. The record is from RefSeq and is a predicted model, not a curated record.
AUGCAAGAAACUGAGUUAGUUAGUAUUCCAAAGAGCUUGGAUUUGAGUUGUAGAGAAUAUUCUGCAACCCUUGAGGAUCUAUUGCAGGCAAUAUAUCCCAAUAUUCCGACUCAGUCUAUCCAUCCAUCAUUUUUUGCUAAACGCGCUAUAUUGACACCACAAAAUGAAGAUGUUGAUUUGAUCAAUUCAAGGCUAAUUGAUAAGUUCUUUGGAGAUGUCUGUAUUAACAAAAGCUUUGAUUCAUUAUUUUGUUGCGUAACCUUGAUCCAUCAAGCGGCUUAUGUUAUGGAACUAGACUUAUUUGCAAAAAAAUUCAUGCCAAACGUUAUACAAUGUGAGAUUUCUAUAGGAUUUUCAAAGGGUGAGUGUGUCAUGUUGCCGCGCAUUAAUCUCAGGCCCUCAGAAUCAUCUGGUUAUCCAUUCCAAUUUCAGAGAUUGCAAUUUCCAAUCAAGUUGUGCUUUGCAAUGACUAUUAAUAAAUCACAAGGUCAAACUCUACUUGACAUUGGAGUGUACAUUCGACAACCAUGUUUUUCUCAUGGGCAAUUGUACGUUGCACUUUCUCGGGCCAGGAAAGCCAACAACAUAAAGGUGUUAGAUGAAAGUUCAAUAGAACAGAAGGCAACAUCACCAUGUGUUGCAAAUGUGGUUUCGCAUGCUCUUUUGAAGUAA